AACUGAAAUUGAAUAAUAGAAAAAAAGAUUGUAACGCCACUGUGUCUUCUAUCUCUCUCUCUUCCAUUCAGUGCCACGCCGCCAUCAAGAAGUAACAAUGGCUGAAGCUUUUACAAGUUCCACCUUCACUAACCUCCACAUCCCUUCUUUUUCCAAUCACUCGCCUAAGCAGAUUUCAGGACCAAAUCAUGGAUAUUGGCUAUCUAGGAAAGUGAAUGAGAAGAGGGAAAAAAAUCUGAUGAUGAGAGGAAGCUUAUGUGUAAGAAAGGCAUUGCCACAUGAUUUGCCAUUAAUGGCUGUGAUGGUCCAACAGAUUGAAGGGAUGCGUGAUAUCAUUACUGAGAAACACGUGUGGCAUCUAAGUGAUAAAGCCAUCAAGAAUGUUUAUAUGUUCUAUAUCAUGUUCACUUGUUGGGGAUGUUUGUACUUCGGUUCCGCAAAAGAUCCAUUCUAUGACUCGGAGGAGUACCGUGGAGAUGGAGGUGAUGGAACUGGUUAUUGGGUCUACGAAACUCAAGAAGACAUAGAAGAGAAAGCAAGAGCAGAGCUAUGGCGUGAAGAACUUAUUGAAGAAAUUGAACAGAAAGUUGAUGGCAUAAGAGAGCUAGAAGAAGCUGUUACUAAGUAGAAAACUAACUUGUAAAUCAUAUACCAAUUUGACAUACACAUAUAUAUAUAUAUAUAUUUCUUAUAACGGUCAUAAAACAUUAUUAUACUCUCUUCCAUUUUAUAUAACAAAGUUAUCUG
Camelina sativa (false flax) is the source of this 747-nucleotide messenger RNA. RefSeq names its product photosynthetic NDH subunit of subcomplex B 4, chloroplastic. Gene Ontology annotation, biological process: photosynthetic electron transport in photosystem I. Lineage: Eukaryota; Viridiplantae; Streptophyta; Magnoliopsida; Brassicales; Brassicaceae. Gene Ontology annotation, cellular component: chloroplast thylakoid membrane; NAD(P)H dehydrogenase complex (plastoquinone). The record is from RefSeq and is a predicted model, not a curated record.